Sinocyclocheilus anshuiensis is the source of this 1737-nucleotide messenger RNA. Its product is annotated as Golgi phosphoprotein 3. Lineage: Eukaryota; Metazoa; Chordata; Actinopteri; Cypriniformes; Cyprinidae. The transcript is spliced from 4 exons. The record is from RefSeq and is a predicted model, not a curated record. Gene Ontology annotation, molecular function: phosphatidylinositol-4-phosphate binding. Gene Ontology annotation, biological process: Golgi organization; Golgi to plasma membrane protein transport; retrograde vesicle-mediated transport, Golgi to endoplasmic reticulum. Bases 208 to 1095 code for a protein of 295 amino acids. Gene Ontology annotation, cellular component: Golgi cisterna; cytosol; trans-Golgi network.
UCGGCUGGUCGCCAUAUUAAACCUGACGGAAUCAGCGACGCUCCGCGGUUGGGAUCGCGAGGGGCCCCUCUCCAAAACAAAUCCCGAUUUACACCUCCAUUCCCCUUAUUCACCCCGGGAAUCAUUUAUGCAUCGGAUUGAAUAAGCCAGUCUGUUCUCAGACAGGAGUUGUCUGGGAAGGAGAUUUAGUUCUAGUGUGUUUGAGAGAUGAGUACUUUGACCCAGCGGAGCUCCGGCCUGGUGCAAAGACGCACCGAGGCUUCGCGCAGCGCUGCAGCCGCAGACCGAGACCGCGGAUCCGGCGACGAGGACUACGAGCCCCGCCGUGGAGACGAGCAGGACGACGAUGACAGCGGUGAUUCCAAGGAAACCAGACUGACCCUGAUGGAGGAAGUACUGCUGCUGGGCUUGAAAGACCGCGAGGGCUACACCUCCUUCUGGAAUGACUGCAUUUCAUCAGGCCUGCGGGGCUGCAUGCUCAUUGAGCUGGCCUUACGAGGGAGACUGCAGCUGGAGGCCUGUGGCAUGAGGAGGAAAAGCCUGCUUGCUCGGAAGGUUAUAUGUAAGUCUGAUGCUCCAACGGGAGAUGUGCUUUUGGAUGAGGCUCUGAAACACAUAAAAGAUACUCAGCCGCCCGAAACCGUACAGGGCUGGAUAGAGUUACUCAGUGGCGAGACAUGGAACCCCCUGAAGCUUCACUAUCAGCUGCGUAACGUCCGAGAGCGCCUGGCGAAGAACCUUGUAGAGAAGGGCGUCCUCACCACCGAGAAACAAAACUUUCUUCUGUUCGACAUGACUACACACCCACUUACCAAUAAUAAUAUUAAGCAGCGCCUUAUUAAGAAGGUGCAGGAGGCCGUGCUGGACAAGUGGGUGAACGACCCUCACCGAAUGGACAAACGUAUUCUAGCCCUUAUAUUCCUCGCCCAUUCCUCGGACGUACUAGAGAACGCGUUCGCCCCGCUGCUGGAUGACCAGUAUGAUCUGGCCAUGAAGAGAGUACGGCAGCUGCUGGACCUGGAGCCUGAGAGCGAGAGCAUGAAGAACAACACCAAUGAGCUGCUGUGGGCUGUGGUGGCUGCCUUCACCAAAUGAAGCAGGUUCAGUUCUGAUGGACGUGUGAUCAAAUGUAAAACUGUUGGACUGGUAAAAUCAGCUUUGAGUUGGAUUGACCUGGUAUGUCAGAAUGGAGUGUCAGUUUUCUUUCCUUGUAGAUAUUCCUUCCUCGCUACUCUCUGCAAGAUCUAUCAUUGGGUGUCUCUUUUGUUUGGUAAGGGGACCAGUUUAUUUUCUCCUUCUUGAAUCGUUUGUUCAAUUGAAUGCAAUUGGGUACCUUCUCAGCGUAGACUGUUGGAACAUUUACCAUUCGCGUCAAAGUCGCACCAAAUGGCUUGUUUUUUAUUCCUUUCUUGUCUGGACAUCUGUGUUGGGCUCCUAACAGAUUUGUCAAUCGGAAAAUUAAGUAAGGAUUUUUCCAUUUUGUUAUCAGUUUCAUGCAUUUAAUUGGACUCAACAGAUGCUCAAGAAAAUAAAGUACACUGCAGUGUGUCAUAAUUUUUCAUUCAAUUUGUUUUCAUACUAAUAAUAGAGCCUAAAAAUAAACCAAAAAGGUUAUCAAGGGCAAAAUCCUGUAAUGAUAACAGAUUAAACCUUAUUUUAAUUGCUAGUUUAAAUGCAAAUUUAGGGAAGGCUGUUAGAGGACCUGUUCAGUAUUUACUAGGUGUAUUAUGAGCAUUU